AUGGCAAACACUCCUACUCUUAGGCGUCAUGAAUUGGCCUUGGCAAUGUUGUUGAUCGUUGGAAUGCAUAUUCUGGGCAACCAAAAGGUGGCAGCCUCAUGCAAAGAUACUAUUACUUCUCUCGUAUCCAAAUGCUCCCCAUUCGUUCGAAUUCCAGGCCCAAGAGUCCUGCCCUCUGACGCUUGUUGUCAAGCGGCGAAACAAGUCACAGUAGGAGACAUUCCUUGUGUGUGCAAGCUUGUUACCCCAGCUUUGCAAAAGGUGAUUAGCAUGGACAAGGCGGUCUUUGUUGCACGAACUUGUGGCCUCACUAUCCCCCCAGGAACUGUAUGUGGAAGUUACACCGUUCCUCCUAAUUUUGUUUGA
Populus euphratica (Euphrates poplar) is the source of this 366-nucleotide messenger RNA. RefSeq lists its product as uncharacterized. The transcript has 2 exons. The coding region runs from base 1 to 366 and encodes 121 amino acids. The record is from RefSeq and is a predicted model, not a curated record. Lineage: Eukaryota; Viridiplantae; Streptophyta; Magnoliopsida; Malpighiales; Salicaceae.